Heterobilharzia americana is the source of this 1911-nucleotide messenger RNA. The record is from the annotation of a GenBank genome assembly. NCBI's taxonomy places the organism in Eukaryota, Metazoa, Platyhelminthes, Trematoda, Strigeidida, Schistosomatidae.
AUGGAAAAUAAUACUAGUUUUAAUGCAGCUGGGCAAUUAUCAAUCAAGGAACAAGUUCAAGGGAAAAUAACCAGUUUCUUGAAGAAUGCAGGAGUUAGUAAACCUGAGGUUAAUUCAGCUUAUGGACAAAUGAAUACCGAUGAAACAAGUGGUACAAUAUAUGCAGAUAGUUCGUGUCAAGGCAAAUGCUUACAUUAUUUAUGCUGUCAUUGUUCAAAACGCUACUAUAUAGCAUGGUUAUCAAGUUUAGGCUUUAUGAUCACAUUCGGUAUUCGGUGUAAUAUGAGUUGGGCUAUGCUAACUAUGCAAGCUAGACAUAUAGCAGCGAAUUUAUCUCAUCUGCCUCUUCAUAAACACUAUGAGCAUACACAUCAUGAGUCUGGUGAUCAUGUGAUUGGCUUGGGUGGACUAAUGAAUGUGACAACAAAACCAGAUUUCUACUGGACAGCAGGUCAACGUGGAUUUGUGGAUAGUUCCUUCUUUUAUGGUUAUUUAAUUACUCAAAUACCUGGUGGAGUGAUAGCAUCGAAAUUUCCAGCUAAUCGUUUAUUUGGUAUUGCUGUCGGUGGAAGCGCUCUUUUAAACUUACUACUACCAGGUGCGUGCAAGGUUCACUUUGGUAUUGUUAUGAUGAUAAGAAUGUUACAAGGCUUGGUUGAGGGUACCUCUUAUCCAGCUUGUCAUGGGAUUUGGAGAUAUUGGGCUCCACCACUCGAGCGAUCUCGGCUAGCUACAAUCGCAUUCUGUGGCUCGUAUGCGGGCGCCGUUCUGGGAUUGUCAUUGUCUGGUCUCUUAGCUCAACAAAUGGGUUGGCAAUCGCCUUUUUAUUUCUAUGGCAUCAUUGGUAUAAUGUGGUUCUUUUGGUGGUGGAAUGUAACACACGAACGACCCUCACUACAUCCAACGAUAUCAGAAGCUGAACGUAAAUAUAUUGAGUCUUCAAUCGGGGAGUCACCGACUAUAAAUGAAAGCAAAAUACCUAUUCCUUGGGGAAAAUUCUUUACAUCACUUCCUGUAUACGCCAUAAUUGUGGCGAAUUUCGCUAGAAGUUGGUCAUUCUACCUAUUGAUCACUAAAUCACCGAAAUAUUUUCGUGAAGUUUUUGGCUACAAUCUGGCAGAGACUGGAUUUCUAUCAGCAUUACCACAUUUAGUUAUGGCUGUUAUUGUUCCUAUUGGUGGUCAGCUGGCGGAUAAAUUACGAAAAAAUACACUCUCAACAACAGCUGUAAGGAAAAUAUUCAACUGUGGAGGUUUUGGAAUGGAAGCAGUCUUCCUCAUCGGUGUUGGCUAUUCAAAAACAAUUACUUCAGCACUAGUCUGUCUUGUUUUGGCUGUUGGAUUCAGUGGGUUCGCGAUAUCAGGUUAUAAUGUUAAUCAUUUGGAUAUUGCACCACGUUAUGCCAGUAUAUUGAUGGGUUUAUCCAAUGGUGUUGGAACGAUAUCUGGAAUGAUUUGUCCAAUUACAACAGAAUUACUUACCAAGAAUCAAAAUAAAGAUGGAUGGCCAAUAGUUUUCUUGAUUGCUAGUCUAGUUCACUUUGCUGGUGUUAUUUUCUACGCUUUCUUCGCUUCUGGUGAAAAACAAACCUGGGCAGAAGCACCUGAAGAAGCUCAGUGCAACUGGCAACCACCAUCUGACUUACCAGCAGAAAUGAUGCAUGGAGAAUAUGGUUAUGCAGAUCCAGAUGAGAAAAGAGACAAUAAUCCACCUUUGCGAAAGACAAAUAAUCAAAGAAAUCUAAUGGUAAGCAAUAAUCAAGCCUACCCUUCAGACUCAAGGUAUACAACAAGUGAAAACCGAUUAAUCGCAAACGAUGCACAAGUCUGUUCACCAGAUUAUGGUUAUGGAGAGACUGUGAGUGGAACAACAACCCGAAAAAGUGUUAAUCCAUAUCAUCAAGGAUAUUAA